AUGAGUGAACAAAUCGAUGCAAGUAAGAAUAAUGACGCCCCGAAUACGAAUGAAAAUUCCGCGGCACCUAAAACGUCGACACUUGAUUUAACGAUCAAAACACCAAAAGAUGAAAAGGAUAUGUUAAUUGAUGCAUCUUCAACUGUUAAAAAGUUAAAUGAUAUAAUGGUACAUGAAUUUACUACAUCAAUCGAUCAAACGAGUACGACAUAUUCGGGUGAGAUUGGAAAAGACGAUGAUGAUCUCAAACAACAUGCUGAAAAUGAUACGACAAAUAAACAAGCUUCAUCCACAACUUGCACUGAUUCAAUUGAAACAUUUCAAUUAAAUUUUUAUCGUGUACAUGUUCAUUUCUUAUUUCCGGAAAACGAGAAAAAAGCUAUAUACGAACGCUGUUGUGAAGUAAAACGAUUUUUGACAAAUCUUCUUUCAGUUGAUCCUCGUUGUACCCAAGUAUGGGCAAAUAUUAUUGCCGAUGCUUAUGAAAAAAUUUCAUUUGAUUCAACGCGAUCAGAAAUUCAUAACCUACUUUUCACGAGAUCAACUAUCCCAACAUCUAGGCUACAAGAAUUGAUUGCAACAAGAAUUAUUAUCGCUGUUGUUCAUCCUGAUGCACCGGUAAAUCCAUCAGUUCUUGAUCCAGUUCGAACCAAGGAAUAUGCUACAACGACACGAUUUGAAGAUAAAGCUUUAAUUGCAAUCAAUCCAAUGGUAUUUAGCAGUGAAACAACAAUUCACGGAAGUCGUAUUUCUCACGAAUCGUCGACGCUAUUUUUGGCUAUUCUAUUUUUACAUGAAAUUACUCAUGGCGUUAAAUAUUUUAGCCAAAAAAAUAAAACUACACCAGAACUACCAUUUUUUAAAACAUAUUCAAGUCCUGAUGAACACGAUGGUGGAAAUGCAUUGGAACAUGAAUUGCUGUCUGGUGAAAUCCAUAUUAAUCGUGAUUCCACACAUACUGACGUGGACUUGUUUAUCCUUGAUGAAGAUGGUCGAAAUUUUAAACUGUCGCCCUCAGAUAUUAAUGACUGCUUGUCAAAGAAUAGUCUUAAACCAUUAUCAUCAUUAGUUCAUCGAUUACGAUUAAAACGUCGCCGUUCGAAUGAUGGCAGAAAAAUUCAAUGCAAUUAUUCCGAAUCGCCUGAUCUCCAAAAAGAAAAAAACGAUCAAGAACUCGUACCUCUACUCCGCUAUCAUACGCGAAGAAUUGUUUUCCAAGAAACUGAUGAUGUUGAUACAAAUGAAUCGUUACCGUUAUAUUUUACCGGAAAAUAUUUAAAAAAAAUUAUUGUUAUAUCCGAUCAUCGUACACAAAUUGCUGGCUAUUUAUAUGGUGUCAGUCCAUCAGAUAAUCCUCAAGUUAAAGAAAUUCAUUGCGUUGUUUUACCACCACAAUGGGGUAAACGUGAAACUGUUCAUUUACCCAAUAUAUUACCGGAACAUGAAUCUUUUAAGGAUAUGGAACCACUUGGAUGGAUUCAUACUCAACCCAAGGAAUUACCACAAUUGUCACCGCAAGAUAUUACAACACACGCUAAAAUAAUGAAUGAUCAUGCAUCAUGGGAUGGAGAAAAGACAAUUGUUAUAACAUGCUCAUUUACACCGCGUUCAACUUCUUUGAAAGCUUAUAAAUUAACACCAACUGGCUAUGAUUGGGGUCGAUCAAAUACUGACCGUGGAAAUAAUUCGAAAGGAUAUGCACUGGCGCACUAUGAAAAAGUUCCAUUGUCAGUAUCCGAUCGUUUCUUGGGAUUCUUCGUGACACCAGAACAAGGCUCAUGGAAUUAUAAUUUCAUGGAUGUUAGUCAUGAUGCAGAUAUGAAAUAUGAUUUAAUUUUAUCAAGUCCAAAAAAAUUUGAUGAUGAACUUCAUCAUCCAUCGCAUUUCAUGAACUUUUCGAAUGAAGAAAAUUCGGACACAUUUUCAACUGAUCGCGAAGAUCGAUUUAGUUGA
This is a messenger RNA of Rotaria socialis, 1953 nucleotides long. NCBI's taxonomy places the organism in Eukaryota, Metazoa, Rotifera, Eurotatoria, Philodinida, Philodinidae. The record is from the annotation of a GenBank genome assembly.